Molecule: messenger RNA, 964 nt
Organism: Impatiens glandulifera
Lineage: Eukaryota; Viridiplantae; Streptophyta; Magnoliopsida; Ericales; Balsaminaceae
Product: PLASMODESMATA CALLOSE-BINDING PROTEIN 3-like
Exons: 4
Coding region: 74-652 (192 amino acids)
Source: RefSeq, a predicted model, not a curated record
CUAUUUACUAAUAUAUAUACCCACCAUUCAUACCCUUUCUCUUUAAGUUAGUCAGUCUCUCUCUCUCUUUCACAUGUUCAAGAUUAUGGGUAUCAACGUUCUAACUUGUCUGGUGCUCCUUUUGUCCAUGGCAAGCUAUUCAAGGGCUACAUACUGUGUGUGUAAAGAUGGAGAGGGUGACCUCCUUCUUCAGAAAAACAUAGAUUAUGCUUGUGGAUCUGGGGCUGAUUGCAGCCCCAUCCUUCAAAACGGGACUUGUAAUAACCCAAACACAAUUAAAGACCACUGUAAUUAUGCUGUCAACAGCUAUUACCAGAGAAAACUACAGGUUAAUGGUAGCUGUGAUUUUUCAGGCACUGCUAUGACUUCUUUAACUCCCCCUACUGGCCAGAGUGCUUCCUGUAUUUACCCAUCAAGUUCCUCAAGCAGCACACCAUCUCCGGGUAUAAUUCCAUCAGCCACGCCGCCUCCGAGUACAAUCAACAACGGAAGCAACAUUCCAAGCUUCAGCAGCCCCUCACCCAUAGGGGGCUUCGACAACAAUGCCCUUUCAGCCCUUCACAAUUCAAAUCUAUUAGGGUCAUUUACUUUGACACUAUUUCUCUCAUACAUCUUAUGCUUAAGAAGAGAGGAGUGGAUAAUGAGCUCUUGAAAUUUGAUGUGUGGAUGAGAUUUCUCCAUGGAUGAUGAUAUUCUAGAGAUGGGUUGGUAGCAUAGAACUAUCUAGACUGGACACAACCCCCACUGGCUAUAUGUUUUCUUUCCCCUACCUAUGAGAAAAGCCUUGGGAAUUUGAUUCCCCUUUUUUUAAGUGGUGGGGGUAGAGGUAUAACCUCUUUUCUUCUUUUUUCUAGACUGUCACCAUCUGUUGUACAUCAUAUACUAAGACUUAAGACUAUAUAUAUUAUUUAUUUUUCCUAAUUAAUUUUUAAUGAGAAUCUGGUACCAUAUAUCAUUUUAUUCU